This is a messenger RNA of Xenopus laevis (African clawed frog), 875 nucleotides long. Its product is annotated as serine/threonine-protein kinase 4-like. Bases 99 to 389 code for a protein of 96 amino acids. NCBI's taxonomy places the organism in Eukaryota, Metazoa, Chordata, Amphibia, Anura, Pipidae. The transcript has 4 exons. The record is from RefSeq and is a predicted model, not a curated record.
CUGUUAUAGUCUUAUAACCUACAUCUCAAUCUCCCCAGGGGCUGCACCACAUCCACAAGAACCGGGCCGUUCAUAGAGACAUCAAGAGCCUGAACAUCAUGCUCACAGAGACGGCCAAAGUGAAGACCAUCGACUUUGGAAACAGCUGGGACCUGGACCCCCAGACUGGAUUGUGCCACGAAGCAGACGGGACUGCACAUUGGAUGGCACCCGAGGCCAUAAGGCAGAAGGGCCAGCGCCUGGCGUACGACACCAAAUGUGACAUCUGGUCGCUGGGCAUAACCGCCAUCGAAAUGGCCGAGGGAAAACCACCAUACGCAGAUGAAUACCCGGUGGAGCACCUGAUUAGAGAAGCCCAACCACCGAGGCUUCAAUCAAACAACUGGUGAGUCGGUCCCAGCUCGUGUCACUGUACAUUGUACCUGCGCUUGCAGACAUGGAACUCCCCACAUUUUCUUAUUAACACUUGUUGGCAACUCCUAUAUCCACUUCCACAGUCUGCCCUCACCAUGCCCCUUGUCUGUACAAAUUUGGGAUAAUGGGGAGAUUUCAGGGGGAUGUGUAUGUUAUUUAAAUACCUCCUAAAUAUAAAUAGAGGGUUUUCUACUGCAGACUUUAAAUGUGUCCCAUGAGAUGCAGGCAGGGAUAUGUGUGUUUUCAGGGAAAUAUAGAUGAAUGCAGAGUGGAUAUGAUCUAUUUUAUGUAUAUAAUCAGUGUCUAUGUCUCAGGGGCAUAACAGUAUAACUAUGGGCCCCACUACUGUGAGAUUACAGGCCAUGUGCACUAUGGUGCAGUCAGGAGAGGGUGUGGGAAAAUCACAGGACCUUACCUUGUCCCUCUUAGCCUUAUAGACAUGUAGAUAUAGCACUGAUAUC